Rosa chinensis is the source of this 1641-nucleotide messenger RNA. Its product is annotated as 3-ketoacyl-CoA synthase 4. The transcript has a single exon. Lineage: Eukaryota; Viridiplantae; Streptophyta; Magnoliopsida; Rosales; Rosaceae. Gene Ontology annotation, cellular component: membrane. The coding region runs from base 55 to 1497 and encodes 480 amino acids. The record is from RefSeq and is a predicted model, not a curated record. Gene Ontology annotation, molecular function: acyltransferase activity, transferring groups other than amino-acyl groups. Gene Ontology annotation, biological process: fatty acid biosynthetic process.
UCAGAAUGUUCACAUCCAUCAUAGUUGCUAUAAGAUUUCUCAAAUAGUGUCAACAUGAAGUAUGUGAAGUUGGCUUCCCAUUUCUUGACAACCAACCUCUUGAAACUCUUGUUAAUUCUUGUAAUAGCAGUCAUUGUAAUUGAAGCCUCUCAGAUGAAUCUAGAUCACAUUCAUCAGCUCCGACUCCAACUCUGUUAUAAUCUGGUUAGUGUCAUCACUAGCUCUGCUAUUCUUGUUUUGGCUUCCACCAUUUACAUUAUGACUCGACCCAAAUCGGUUUACCUCGUAGACUACUCGUGCUAUAAGCCCCCUAACAAUUUGAAAAUGAACUACCAGAAGUUUAUUAAUCAGUCCAGAUUGACCGGGGCCUUUGAUGAGUCCUCCCUCGAGUUUCAGCACAAGAUUCUUGAGCGGUCUGGCCUUGGAGAGCAGACAUAUCUCCCUGAAGCAAUGCAUUUCAUUCCGCCGAGGCUGUCAAUGGCGGCAGCGCGUGAGGAGGCGGAGCAGGUGAUUUUUGGAGCGUUGGAUAAUCUAUUUGCAAAUACUAAUGUCAAUCCUAAAGACAUUGGGAUUGUUGUUAUGAAUUCUAGUCUGUUUAAUCCAAUUCCUUCAUUAUCUUCUAUGAUUGUUAAUAAGUACAAAUUGAGGGGAAGUAUUAAGAGUUAUAAUUUGGGAGGUAUGGGAUGUAGUGCUGGAGUUAUAGCUGUAGAUCUUGCUAAGGACCUGUUGCAAGUUCAAAAGAACACUUAUGCAGUUGUUGUUAGCACUGAGAAUAUUACUAAAAAUGGGUACCUUGGGAACAAGAAAUCCAUGUUAGUACAAAAUUGUUUGUUUCGUGUGGGUGGGUCUGCGGUUUUGCUCUCGAACAAAUCAUCUGAUAUGUGUAGGGCCAAGUACAAGCUUGUGCAUAUCGUGAGGAAUCAUAUGGGCUCGAAUGAUAGGGCAUAUAGGUGUGCUUAUCAAGAGGAGGACGAUGCUGGCAAAGCUGGGGUUUCGUUGUCGAAGGAGCUCAUGGCGAUUGCUGGUGUAGCGCUCAAGACUAAUAUCACAGCUUUGCUCGGUCCUCUUGUCCUACCUAUAAGCGACCAGCUUCUCUUCAUUGCUACUGUCCUUGCAAACAAGUUGUUCAAUGCGAAAGUCAACCCUUACAUCCCGAAUUUCAAACUCGUUUUCGAUCAUUUUUGCAUCCAUGCUGGUGGAAGGUCUGUGAUUGAUGAGCUUGAGAAGAAUUUGAAGCUUCUACCAGUUCAUGUUGAGGCGUCACGGAUGACACUCCACAGGUUUGGUAACACCUCCUCUAGCUCGAUUUGGUAUGAGUUGGCUUACACCGAGGCAAAGGGGAGGAUACAAAAGGGGAACCGUGUGUGGCAGAUUGCGCUCGGAAGUGGAUUCAAGUGUAACAGUGUAGUCUGGGAGGCUCUCCGGAAAGCGAAACCUUCUCCCAGUAGCCCUUGGGAAGAUUGCAUUCAUAGGUAUCCGGUGCAGACUGUUCUCUAGCAGCGCGAGCUCAACCAUACACCACUGUAUUAUUAAUUUGGGUGAAAUAAUUAAGACUCUAUCUGCAGUCAGUGUUAUUUAUGUUUCUUAGUGAUGUUUAUGACAAAUGCAUGCUACUGCAUGCAGAGUGAAUUUCUUGGCUCA